AUGUAUACAAAAACUAAGACACCUACACAAAGGUCACGUACACAAAGGUCACGUGCACAAAUGUCACGUGCACAAAAGGUCACGUACACAAAAGGUCACAUACACAAAGGUCACGUACACAAAGGUCACGUACACAAAGGUCACGUACACAAAAGUCACGUACACAAAAGGUCACGUACACAAAGGUCACAUACACAAAGGUCACGUACACAAAGGUCACGUACACAAAAGUCACGUACACAAAAGGUCACGAACACAAAGGUCACGUACACAAAAGUCACGUACACAAAAGGUCACGAACACAAAGGUCAUAUACACAAAGGUCACGUACACAAAAGGUCACGUACACAAAGGUCACGUACACAAAAGUCACGUACACAAAAGGUCACGAACACAAAGGUCAUAUACACAAAGGUCACGUACACAAGUCACGUACACAAAAGGUCACGAACACAAAGGUCAUAUACACAAAGGUCACGUACACAAAAGUCACGUACACAAAGGUCACGUACACAAAAGUCACGUACACAAAGGUCACGUACACAAAAGUCACGUACACAAAAGUCACGUACACAAAAGUCACGUACACAAAGGUCACGUACACAAAAGGUCACGAACACAAAGGUCAUAUACACAAAGGUCACGUACACAAAAGUCACGUACACAAAAGUCACGUACACAAAGGUCACGUACACAAAGGUCACGUACACAAAAGUCACGUACACAAAAGUCACGUACACAAAGGUCACGUACACAAAAGUCACGUACACAAAAGUCACGUACACAAAGGUCACGUACACAAAGGUCACGUACACAAAAGUCACGUACACAAAAGUCACGUACACAAAGGUCACGUACACAAAAGUCACGUACACAAAAGUCACGUACACAAAGGUCACGUACACAAAGGUCACGUACACAAAAGUCACGUACACAAAAGUCACGUACACAAAGGUCACGUACACAAAGGUCACGUACACAAGUCACGUACACAAAAGUCACGUACACAAAGGUCACGUACACAAAAGUCACGUACACAAAGGUCACGUGCACAAAGGUCACGUGCACAAAGGUCACGUACACAAAAGUCACGUACACAAAAGGUCACGUGCACAAAGGUCACGUGCACAAAGGUCACGUACACAAAGGUCACGUGCACAAAGGUCACGUGCACAAAGGUCACGUGCACAAAGGUCACGUACACAAAGGUCACGUACACAAAGGUCACGUACACAAAGGUCACAAAGCACCUUAUAA
Messenger RNA from Procambarus clarkii (red swamp crayfish), 1257 nucleotides. NCBI's taxonomy places the organism in Eukaryota, Metazoa, Arthropoda, Malacostraca, Decapoda, Cambaridae. The record is from RefSeq and is a predicted model, not a curated record.